Messenger RNA from Monoraphidium neglectum, 657 nucleotides. RefSeq names its product GTP-binding protein Era. The record is from RefSeq and is a predicted model, not a curated record. The transcript has 3 exons. Gene Ontology annotation, molecular function: ribosomal small subunit binding; rRNA binding; GTP binding. Bases 1 to 657 code for a protein of 218 amino acids. Gene Ontology annotation, biological process: ribosomal small subunit assembly. NCBI's taxonomy places the organism in Eukaryota, Viridiplantae, Chlorophyta, Chlorophyceae, Sphaeropleales, Selenastraceae.
AUGACCCAAUCCAAAACGCACUGCAGGGCGGAGGAGGUGUUUGUGGGCAGCGCACUCAGCACCCAGCCCGGCGGCCUCGCCGCCGCGGGCGCCCGCGACCGCGGCGGCCGCCCCCGCGGCCGGCGUGAUGCGGCUGCGGCGGCGGCGGGGGAGGCGGCGGGUGAAGCAGGGGCGGCAGGGGCCGUUGUCGGCGGCGGCGCGGAGGUGGGGCACGGGGGUGACAGCAUCGCGGCGCUCAAGGCGUGGGCGGUCAGCAAGCUGCCCGAGGGGCCAACACUCUACCCAAAGGAUAUGGUCAGCGAGCAGCCUGAGCGGUUCUUCGUGAGCGAGAUCAUCCGGGAGAAGAUCUUUUUGAUGUACGACCAGGAGAUUCCCUACGCCACGCAGGUCCAGAUCGCCGAGUUCAAGGAGCGCCCCGGCGCCAAAGAUUACGUAAUGGCGACUGUCCUCGUGGAGCGGCCCGGGCAGAGGGGCAUCCUGCUUGGCGCCGGCGGCGCCGCCCUGAAGAAGCUGGGCAGCGAGGCGCGCCGCGACAUUGAGGAGUUCCUGGGGCGCCCCGUGUUUCUGGAAAUCAGCGUGCAGGUGGCGCCCGACUGGCGGCAGCAGUCUGACAGGCUGAAGGAGUACGGCUACUUUGACCCGCUGUACGUGUCGUGA